Molecule: messenger RNA, 5520 nt
Organism: Ictalurus furcatus (blue catfish)
Lineage: Eukaryota; Metazoa; Chordata; Actinopteri; Siluriformes; Ictaluridae
Exons: 13
Coding region: 103-4098 (1331 amino acids)
Molecular function (GO): zinc ion binding; protein binding
Source: RefSeq, a predicted model, not a curated record
UGCCAGUAACGUACACUAGGAAGCGGGAAGACGGAAGCUGAUUUCAGAGAAAGCACAGCUGAUCUCAGAGUCUCUCUCGCUCUGCAGUGAGAGCUCAGGAAAAUGGCCGAGGCCAGUAUUUCAGUAGAUCAGGAUCAGUUCAGCUGUCCAGUGUGUCUGGAUCUCCUGAAGGAUCCGGUGGCGAUCCCCUGUGGUCACAGUUUCUGUAAGGUGUGUAUUAAUGACUGCUGGGAUCAGGAAGAUAAGAGCGGAGUGUAUCGCUGUCCUCAGUGCAGAGACACUUUCACUCCGAGGCCUGUUCUACGCAGAAACAACAUGCUGGCUGAAGUGGUGGAGAAACUGAAGAAGACUGAAGUCCAAGCUGCUUCUCCUGCUCACUGUUACGCUGGACCUGGAGAUGUGGAGUGUGAUUUCUGCACCGGGAGAAAACACAAAGCCGUCAAGUCCUGUCUGGUGUGUGUGGCUUCUCUUUGCGAAACUCAUUUAAAACCUCAUCUUGAAAUUCCUGCUUUGAAAAAGCACAAGUUAGUCGAAGCUUCUGGAAAUCUACAAGAGAAGAUCUGCUCUGAGCAUGAGGAAGUGUUGAAGAUCUACUGUCGUACUGACCAAAGCUUCAUCUGUUAUCUGUGUAUGACGGAUGAACACAAAAGCCACGACACCGUCUCAGUUAAAGCGUACAGAACUGAAAAACAGAGUGAGUUAAAGGAGGAGCAGAUGAAAUCCCAGCAGAGAAUCCAGGAGAAGCAGAAGAAGGUGCAGGAGCUGAAACAGGCUGUGAACACUAUAAAGCUCAGUGCACAGACAGCAGUGGAGGACAGUGAGAGGAUCUUUACUGAGAUGAUCGGCUCCAUGGAGAAAAGGCGCUCGGAGGUGACGGAGCUGAUCAGAGCUCAGGAGAAGGCCGAACUGAGUCGAGCUGAACGACUCCUGGAGCAACUGGAGCAGGAGAUCGCUGAUCUUCAGAGGAGAGUCACUGAGCUGGAGCAGCUUUCACACACAGAUGAUCACCUCCACUUCCUCCAGGAAAUAAAGGUUUUAGUCUCCGGCCGUCGCUCGCCCGACUUUACUAGACCAGGUUUUCAGUCUGAUCUCCGUGAGGACUCACGCAGCAUCGCUGUCAGUCAACAUCUCUCAUUUGAUGGAGUGAGGGAAUCUCUCUCUGCUCUGAAAAAGAGACUCGAGGAAUUCUGCCAGGAGGAAUUCAUCAGAAUCCCUGAACACGCUGCAGCAGUUCAGAUCAUUUUACCCCCAGAACCAAAGAGCAGACAAGAUUUUCUGCAGUAUUUCUGUGAUCUGACUCUGGAUCCCAACACAGUAUAUUAUUACCUCAUUCUGUCUGAGAGGAACAGAGCGGUGACGUGCAGUGGGAGAAAGCAGCAGUACUCUGAUCAUCCAGAGAGAUUUUACUCCUACAGGCAGGUGUUGAGUAAGGAGAGUGUGUGUGGACGCUGUUACUGGGAGGUGAAGUGGAGCGGUGUUGGUGUGUACAUAUCAGUCUCAUAUAAAGACAUCAGAAGGAAAGGACAGGGUAAUGAGUGUUGGUUUGGAGGCAACAAUCAGUCCUGGAGUCUGAGGUGUUCUUCUUCUCUCUUCUUCUAUCACAACAACAUUGAGACCGAUCUCGGAGUUCCAUCGUCCUCCAGAAUAGGAGUGUAUGUGGAUCACAGUGCAGGAACUCUGUCCUUCUACAGCGUCUCCGACACGAUGAAGCUCCUCCACAGAGUCCACACCACAUUCACUCAGCCUCUAUACGCUGGAUUCUGGCUCGACUAUUGUGGAUCAACUGUGAGAUUACGUGAUCCAGAAUAUGCCUGUUUGCCAAAACCUAAAUCUUCACCGAGCACGACGAGUCAUGGCGACAAGCUACCACUGGAUUUGGAAAAUCUCCGCAACACUCUAGCGGAGCUAACAUCUACCAUCGCAGUUCAGGUGAAAGCAGCUAUUGACUCGACUCUGGCCUCAGUUGUUGCGUCUUUUGAGAGUUUUAAAUCGGGCAUUGAAUCACAAGGACGACGUAUUGACGAGCAUGACCAGCACCUGAACGAUAACAGUGACCGCAUUGUAGCACUGGAACAGACGGUGCUAAAGCUAACAUCAGCUAACAAACAACCCAUCGAGAAAGUUGAGGAUUUGGAGUCUCGUUCACGGCGCUGCAAUCUCCGGGUCAUCGGUAUUCCGGAACGAGAAGAGGGGAGCGAUCCGAGGAGUGUUUAUAACCUCUCUGUCUUUGUGCUCCUCCUCCAAAACCACCUCCUCAUACACACAGAGAACCAGGAAGUUCAUUUCAAAGGAAACGAAACUCAGAGUUCAGUGCAGUGUCUCUCUCUCUCUCUCUCUCUCUCUCUCUCUCUCUCUCUCUCUCUCUGUGAGUUCAGGAAAAUGGCCGAGGCCAGUAUUGCAGUAGAUCAGCUUUCAGUGGAUCAGUUCAUCUGUCCAGUGUGUCUGGAUCUCCUGAAGGAUCCGGUGACGAUCCCCUGUGGUCACAGUUUCUGUAAGGUGUGUAUUAAUGACUGCUGGGAUCAGGAAGAGAAGAGCGGAGUGUAUCGCUGUCCUCAGUGCAGAGACACUUUCACUCCGAGGCCUGUUCUACGCAGAAACAACAUGCUGGCUGAAGUGGUGGAGAAACUGAAGAAGACUGAAGUCCAAGCUGCUUCUCCUGCUCACUGUUACGCUGGACCUGGAGAUGUGGAGUGUGAUUUCUGCACCGGGAGAAAACACAAAGCCGUCAAGUCCUGUCUGGUGUGUGUGGCUUCUCUUUGCGAAACUCAUUUAAAACCUCAUCUUGAAAUUCCUGCUUUGAAAAAGCACAAGUUAGUCGAAGCUUCUGGAAAUCUACAAGAGAAGAUCUGCUCUGAGCAUGAUAAAGUGCUGGAGAUCUACUGUCGUACUGACCAAAGCUUCAUCUGUUAUCUGUGUAUGACGGAUGAACACAAAAGCCACGACACCGUCUCAGUUAAAGCGUACAGAACUGAAAAACAGAGUGAGUUAAAGGAGGAGCAGAUGAAAUCCCAGCAGAGAAUCCAGGAGAAGCAGAAGAAGGUGCAGGAGCUGAAACAGGCUGUGAACACUAUAAAGCUCAGUGCACAGACAGCAGUGGAGGACAGUGAGAGGAUCUUUACUGAGAUGAUCGGCUCCAUGGAGAAAAGGCGCUCGGAGGUGACGGAGCUGAUCAGAGCUCAGGAGAAGGCCGAACUGAGUCGAGCUGAACGACUCCUGGAGCAACUGGAGCAGGAGAUCGCUGAUCUUCAGAGGAGAGUCACUGAGCUGGAGCAGCUUUCACACACACACGAUCACCUCCACUUCCUCCAGGAAAUAAAGGUUUUAGUCUCCGGCCGUCGCUCGCCCGACUUUACUAGACCAGGUUUUCAGUCUGAUCUCCGUGAGGACUCACGCAGCAUCGCUGUCAGUCAACAUCUCUCAUUUGAUGGAGUGAGGGAAUCUCUCUCUGCUCUGAAAAAGAGACUCGAGGAAUUCUGCCAGGAGGAAUUCAUCAGAAUCCCUGAACACGCUGCAGCAGUUCAGAUCAUUUUACCCCCAGAACCAAAGAGCAGACAAGAUUUUCUGCAGUAUUUCUGUGAUCUGACUCUGGAUCCCAACACAGUAAAUUAUAACCUCAUUCUGUCUGAGAGGAACAGAGCGGUGACACGCAGUGAGAGAAAGCAGCAGUACUCUGAUCAUCCAGAGAGAUUUGACUACUACAGGCAGGUGUUGAGUAAGGAGAGUGUGUGUGGACGCUGUUACUGGGAGGUGGAGUGGAGCGGUGAUGGUGUGUCCAUAUCAGUCUCAUAUAAAGACAUCAGCAGGAAAGGACGGGGUAAUGAGUGUUGGUUUGGAUUCAACAAUCAGUCCUGGAGUCUGUGGUGUUCUUCUUCUUCUCUCUGUUUCUAUCACAACAACAUUAAGACUGAUCUCAGAGUUCCAUCAUCCUCCAGAAUAGGAGUGUAUGUGGAUCACAGUGCAGGAACUCUGUCCUUCUACAGCGUCUCUGACACGAUGAAGCUCCUCCACAGAGUCCACACCACAUUCACUCAGCCUCUAUACGCCGGGUUCAGGCUGCGCUAUUAUGGAUCAGCUGUGAGAUUACGUGAUCCAGAAUAAAAUAUCAGAAAUGUGAUUUUAUUGAAUUAAAAUGAGCAACUUUACUUUUUUAUAUCAAGCUUAAUUCCAAUGUAAUAUGAGGCAUUUAUUUGUGAUUUCCCAAUUUUCCUUUAUAACGUUAGAUCUUUCCUCUGUCUUUUAGGAGAUUUCAGUAUUACACAGUAAUGCUUGAAAGUUUGUGAACCCUUUAGAAUUUUCUAUGUAUCUGCAUAAGACCUAAAACAUCAUCAGAUUUACACAAAUCCUAAAAGUAGAAACUAUUACACUUGGUCAUUUAUUUAUUCAGGAAAAUGAUCCAAUAUUAGACAUGUGAGUGGUAAAAGUAUGUGCACCUUUGCUGUCAGUAUGUGGUGUGACCCCCUUGUGCAGUAAUAACUGCAGAUAAACGUUUGGGGUAACUGUUGAUCAGUCCUGCACAUCGGCUCGGAGGAGUUUUAUCCCGUUCCUCAGUACAGAACAGCUUCAACUCUGGGAUGUUGGUGGGUUUCCUCACAUGAACUGCUCGCGUCAGGUUCUACCACAACAUUUCUAUUGGAUUAAGGUCAGGACUUUGACUCGGCCGUUCCAAAACAUUACCUUUAUUCUUCUUUAACCGUUCUUUGGUUGAAAGACUUGUGUGUUUAGGGUCGUUGUCUUGCUGCAUGAUCCACUUUCUCUUGAGAUUCAGAUCACGUACAGAUGUCCUGACAUUUUCCUUUAGAAUUCUCUGGAAUAAUUCAGAAUCCAUUGUUCCAUCAAUGAUGGCAAACCGUCCCGGCCCAGAUGCGGCAAAACAGCCCCAAACCAUGACACUACCAGCACCACGUUUCACAGAUGGGAUAAGGCUCUUAUGCUGGAAUGUAGUGUUUUCCUUUCUCCGAACAUAAUGCUUGUCAUUUAACCCAAAUAUUAUAUUUUGGUCUCAUCCAUCCACAAAACAUUUUUUCAGUAGCCUUCUGGCUUCUCCAUGUGAUCUUUAGCAAACUGCAGAGGGGCAGCAAUGUGCUUUCUCCUUGCAACCCCGCCAUGUACACCAUUGCUGUUCAGUGUUCUCCUGAAGGUGGACUCAUGAACAUUAACAUUCGCCAACGUGAGGUCCCUCACUCACACCUGAUCAUCAUCCCAUUGAUUGAAAACACCUAAAUAUAAUUUCACCUUCAAAUUAACUGCUAAUCCUAGACGUUCACAUACUUUUGCCACUCACAGAAGUGUAAUAUCGGAUCAUUAUAUAAUAUUUUUGUUUCAUUUGUUUAAUUGGGUUCUCUUUAUCUACUUCUAGAACAAAAUCCGAGGAUGUUUUCGGUCAUAUUCUGCUUCAAUACUGUGUUAAAAUUCAUGUUGGUCUACUCAUUAAUCUUACAUAUGAAUCAUCAUGACUGUACUUAUACUGUAUAUAUUCAGUUGGAUGGAUUCUUGGAUAACAAAAUAAAAAAUAUAUUUAAA